AUGGCUCGCGGCGUUGCAGCCAUGCAGCCCGACGAUGGGGACGCCCAGCAGGGAGAGUCCAAAGGAUCCAAGAGAAGAUGUGUGCAGUCCGCAUGUGUGCCCUGUCGCAAACGCAAAUCAAAGUGUGACGGCGCGACACCGUUCUGCGCAACAUGCACAGCGGUCUACAAGACUCCAUGCCAAUACGAUGCCGAGAGCGAGAGCCGGCGUUCCAAGUCAUCGUCCGCGGCCUCUGGCACCAAGCGUGAAGCCUCUGCCGCUACCGCGUCGCACGCAGGAGAAGCGCUAACUGUCGACUCCAUCAUCGACUCCAUUAGAAACCUGCCAGAAGAUCAUGUGCUCGAUCUUAUCCAGGAAAUCCGCAAAGACCCAAAAGCUGAUGCGUCCGCACUGGUGAACUCAUGGCGCAACCCUGUCGCGCUACCCCAGCCAUCUUUGCCUUUUGACGUGCAAAGCCUUGAAUCAGACCUCAGCGUGCUUCUCGGUAGACCAGCAGUCACCCUAACAGGCCAGAGCAGACACUUCGGCCACUCAGCCAGCUUAGGAUUGGUAACAGAAGAUGAAGACUACGGCGGCGGCCUGGCUCGGCUGCACACCGUCGACGUGCAGAGACGAGGGACUACCUGGACGACUGUCACAGACGACCUAGCGUUCGUCAACCGACUACUCACUCUCUACUUCACAUGGAGCCACCCCUUUUACAUCAUCUUCAGCCGCGAGAGCUUCUACAAAGACUUCCAUGAGGGGCGCAACAAGUACUGCUCACCUUUGCUGGUCAACGCCAUCUGCGCCUAUGCAUGUCAUCUGACAGACGAACCUGCUGGGCGAACAGAUCCCAGUAACUUUCGCACUGCGGGCGAUCACUUCUUCGCAGAGGCCAGGAGAUUGUUGCAACAAGACGAGUUGCCCAGCCUCACCACCACACAAGCUCUGUGCGUCAUGGCCAUGCGCGAGCCCAGCACUGGACGAGACAGCUCAGGAUUUGGGUACGCUGGAAGGUGCAUACGCAUGUGUGUUGAGCUGGGAUUGCACCUGAACAACAGCGCCAGCCCAGCCCUGGGCCUAACCCCGAGCGAGGUCGAAGUCAGGAAAGUCACUUUCUGGGGCUGUUUCACGGUCGACUCAGUAUGGUCCAUUUGCGCCGGUCGAAUCGCCCAACUGCCCCGAGCAGCCAUCACACUUGAGAAGCCCAUCAUUGAGGAGUCGAGUGGACCUCUUGCGGCCAACUAUGGCGUAGCCACAAUCAUUACCACACGCAUGUUCUUGCAAGAGUUCUCUGCGCUUUCAGAGCUCAUCAACGACAACAACUACAUGUUCUUUGCGCCAAAGGAGAGGCUCACCAGCACCAGACUCCUAGACCAGUACAACAAGUACCAGGCAUGGUACCGGAAGUUACCAACGAUUAUGAGGAUCGAGGGUAGCCGACAACCUGAGCCUCACAUUCUCACUCUGCACAUGCUCUACUGGUGUGUUAUUGUGCACCUUUUCAGACCGAUGCUGAAGGUUGACUUGAUACACUCGGACGUCCACCCCAAGGACAAGUGCAUCGAAGCAGCCAACAAAGUCUCCGAGCUCACGCGAUUGUACCGUCAGCUGUACGAUUUCCGCACAGCACACCUCGCGAUUCCGCAUAUCCUCCUUUCCGUCUCGAUCGUGCACCUUCUCUAUUCAAAAGACAAUUCGACAUCGCGUCAGAAUCUUGUCGAGGGGCUGCAAGGCCUCGAGGCCCUUCACGAGUGUCACUACUUUGGAGCGAGAAGCUUCCGAAUCAUACACACUCUCUCCAAGACUUGGAAUCUGCCAUUCCCCGAAGAGCUGAGAAGCUCGAAGCUAGUACCUCGACACGAUCCAGACAGACCGCCAGGGACGAUCAGCCCUCCCCCUGACCCUCUUCUCGUGGCUCCCAACACGGCUGCUCUCGUCAACCGCAUGGGAACCGGUGGAUACUCUCAAGUCCCUGAGCCCGACAGGAGGGGCAGCUUGUCGAUGUUUGCAAACAGGAAUCUCGCUGUGAACACGCACAUUGCACCACGAUCAAACUCUGUGGUACCUAGCCAGCAUCACAGCUCACCGAUAGCAUCGCAGACACCCACUCAGCCGCCGUUCAGCGCAGGUAUGACUAUGGGCUCGUACACGUACUCGCAGCCGAUAUCCUCGAUGACGGCAGCGACGACAAGCACAGCGACGUCAGAUGCUGCGGAUGCCAUGUUCUGGACGCCCAUUGCUGGCAUGCCGGCUCCCAUCCUUCCACGACUCAGCUACAGCCAGGUGAGUCCCAUGGGCCUGGAUAGCGUCCUUCAUGCGGGAGACAUGGGCGAACGCAUCGGGCGCGACGGGUUCAAGAUCAACGAAGACUGGCAGCAGACGGGCGUUGGCGGGUUUGGAGCCAGUGCGCCAGGUGGGUACGAGCACGCUGGUCAGGGCGGUGGACCGUAUCCCAUAUCGUACCAGCGCGGCAGCCACAGCGGUGGCCAGCACCCCCAGGGCCAGGGAGGAUUUGACGAUGCGUCCUGGUGGCAGAAUGGAGGUGCAAGUUCGAGCCAGAUGAGUUGA
Molecule: messenger RNA, 2553 nt
Organism: Didymella exigua CBS 183.55
Lineage: Eukaryota; Fungi; Ascomycota; Dothideomycetes; Pleosporales; Didymellaceae
Exons: 4
Coding region: 1-2553 (850 amino acids)
Biological process (GO): DNA-templated transcription; regulation of DNA-templated transcription
Molecular function (GO): DNA binding; zinc ion binding; DNA-binding transcription factor activity, RNA polymerase II-specific
Source: RefSeq, a predicted model, not a curated record